CAGGGCCAGGAAUGUAUUUUGGGUGUCCUCGUUCUUUUUCCGCUAGACUCUGAUUUGUUUUGUCACAUCAUAGCUGAACCCAUUUUGCGUCCAACCCUGUCUUUGUUCCCAUCACUUAUAACUCGAUGCCAUCUUCAGCUCUGUGUAUCCCUGCCCGUCAGAGUGCAGGGAUGGGUGGGAGAGGUAUGUCAACCUCACCAGCAUCCCCGCCACACUUUCCCAGUUUGGUAGUCCCGAUAUCCCACCCGUUGGCAGAUCAUCAUUGAUAUCACGACACACACGCGCAACCCUUGUGGAUUGGCAAACCAUUUAACAUUCCUAAAUCGGAUCUCACGCAAGAAUCGGCCCAUCCGACCCCCCGUUGGCAGACUUCAGUGCACAGGGCUCGGUCGGGCGUUGGCCGUUGGUCUCUAGCACACAGUUGACUUGGCAUUUGCGUCUUCUGCAACAAGCAAUCUGCCUUUCGCAUUGCCUUCGAAUUCGGUUACUCGAGAUGAAACGGGGAUUAUUCAACGUGGCUUCGCUAGACAUGGUGAAUUUACCACCGACGGUUCUUGGCUGGCAAUUGAGCAUCGGAGCUGAGGCGGGGCCGCCUCAACUUGGGGAGCUGAGGCAAGGAUGUGCUGUACCCCGCCACGCCAGCUGGACCCGAUUCCCCAAUCCCCAAUGCACGUCACUUCAGACUUCAGCGAGACGCGUUGGAGAGCAUCAGACGCGCCAUACUGGCUUUCUCCAACGACAAUCUCGACCACGUAGGAGCCUCCCAAGCCUCCGGACCCCCAAGAGGUGCCUCUCCAUGACAUCAAACCACAUCCGACCGACCCCGGGCCCAGCGCCGCUCGCAAGAUGCGCUUUAAGACGGAGCUGAAGAACAUCCGCACCUUUUCUAAGCUGACUGCGGCGCUCAACUCGCUCGAAAAGAUCGCCUGGGUACGCCUCGACGAUGACACAGCCCGCUUCACCGUCAUUCCGGCCCAGGGGUCGCAAGUGUGGGCUACCAUCUCUAUGGACCUCAUCUUCGACAACUACAACAUCCAGUCGGCCGAUGCCAACAACACCAUCAACCUCGAGCUGCCCCUCGGCCCCCUGCAGCGCGCGCUCAAGUCCGCCAUAAACAGCACCGAUGCCGACCUGCGCCUGACCAAGAAGAACGGCAUCCCGCUCCUCUCCAUGACGAUCCGGACCACCACAAAUGUGGCGAACCAGGGAGGAGGCGGCGGCUUUGGAGGGGGAGGCUUCGGACGCGGCGGCGGCGGCGGGGGUGCAAGCGACGACCCGUUCGCCGCCGACGACGCCUCAUUCAUGCAGGAGUCGCUUGAGCUGACCAUGAAGCGCGAGCGCGAAAAGGUCAUCACCCACGACAUACCAGUCCGCGUUCUGCACCCGGACACGGUCGAGACCAUCAUGCAGCCCAAGGUGCGUGAGCCCGACGUGCACAUCCAGCUGCCGCCCCUGAUGCAGCUCAAGGCCAUCAGCGACCGCUUCACCCGCCUGGCCAUGACGGCCUCGGCGUCGUCGUCCGCGGCAGCCCCCCUGGUGGCCGUCGGCGGCGGUGGUAGCAUCAACGGCGCCGCCGCGGGCUCGUCCUCGGGCGCGGCGGCCUCGGGCGGCAGCCCCAAGCUCGAGCUGAGCGCAAACAUGCACGGCUCGCUGCGCCUGCGCGUUGCCACCGACUCGCUCGACGUCGAGUCGGUCUGGCGCGGGCUCGAGAACCCGGAGCUGGACCCGGCCCAGCUGUCGGUGCCCAUCGAGGACCACCCCAGCACCCGCUUUAAGCAGGCCGGGCCCGACCGGUGGGCCUCGGUGCGCGUCGACGGCAAGGACCUCAGCCGCGUCCUCAGCGUCGGUCGCCUCGACGGCAGCCGCGUCAUCGCCUGCUUCGCCGACGACCACGCCCUCAUCCUCUACGUUUACGUCUCCCAGACCGACGACAUGGGCGCCGAGGAUUCGGUCUUGACUUAUUACGUUUCGAGCUACAGUUCAUGAAGGAUUUGUCCUUUGCGCACAGGAAAUACGAUUUGGGGUUACUAGAAAUCAUGUGUGUAAAGUUGCUGAGCUUGGCGGCAUCAAAGGAAUGUCUAGAGGAAUAAUCUCCCUACUAAUUAACGAUUGCUGGUGUACUCUGUGCUCCAUCCCCGUCAAAACGGCGCAGAGAUCAAUGAUACCAACCUAUAUAGUCAUCCCCGAAAAAAAAUUGCCCCCCAGUCUGGAUUUAGCGCCAUACCUGAGCUGCCGCCGCUUCA
Gaeumannomyces tritici R3-111a-1 is the source of this 2243-nucleotide messenger RNA. Its product is annotated as checkpoint protein hus1. The transcript is spliced from 4 exons. NCBI's taxonomy places the organism in Eukaryota, Fungi, Ascomycota, Sordariomycetes, Magnaporthales, Magnaporthaceae. Bases 847 to 1986 code for a protein of 379 amino acids. Gene Ontology annotation, cellular component: checkpoint clamp complex; site of double-strand break; nucleolus. Gene Ontology annotation, biological process: mitotic intra-S DNA damage checkpoint signaling; double-strand break repair via homologous recombination; nucleotide-excision repair. The record is from RefSeq and is a predicted model, not a curated record.